AUGGCCUUCAGUGAUUUGUGUCACAUAGGGAAUGCGUACAAAACAGUCGAAAAUGAAUCAGACCAGUCAGAACGCAUUAUGGAGGAGAACUCGAUCGUACGAGACCUCAUCACAAAGAUCCUUGAUGAAUCUGUACCCACAGAAGGCGGCAGCAUUGCACAAUCAUCGGAAAAAAGUUUAAAUAGCCUACAACAGAAUUAUCAGAAGAACGAAACGGGGAGUCCGUCGUACGCAUCGCCUUCGUAUUACCAGAACAAUUUGUAUUUCAAUCAGAACGAACAAAACGGCUUCAAUAAUUUCAAUAUUCAGAACGGUUUCGGUGGUAACAAUGGUUUCGUCAAUUACGCGGACAACGACGUUAAUCUACUCGGUCUGGAGCCGGUCCCUGACGCAGGUCCAGAUGCCGUCACCCCUGAGCAGCUGAACCUUCUGAGGCUGGCCGCACAGGAAAUCGGAGGAGCACAGUUCACAAGCCCUAACGCUUUCGACGACAAAUUCUAUAACUUCUUCGAGCCCAGCCAAAGAAACUCCCUGCCCGAUACCAAUAUGUUUCAAGUCAACGAUUACAGUCGACCGAACAGUUUGAACUUGGACAUGAGCCUGAACGCAAAUUACGAUUAUAACAAUCAGAGAUACCCGAACUAUAAAGACCAGAGUCAAGAUCCGACGCAAAUAUUGCAGUAUCUGAACCAAUUGAACAUAUCCUUGGACCGAAAUAGAGAAGAAAGCGCAGUUAAUAACAUGGAUUUCAAGAUGCCAAUGGAUUUAAACGGUCCAUAUCAGCAUGAGCAGUUCAAUAAGCCGGCGGACGAUAAAAUGUUCUAUAGGGGCUACCAACAGCCGCCGCCGAAUAAGAGUUUUGGCGACAAUUUCUAUGACGUAAUGCCGAUGAGUGACCGAAGCCCACUGACCCAGGGCUUCGACUACGCGAACCAGACGCCAACCGGUGUCAACUACAACACUAAUGUCUUCAACCAGAAUGACUUCAUGCAGAGGCGCGACAUGAACGCAUUUCCGAGUAAUGGCGUAAUAAACGAACAGAGAAGCAGUUUUGAGAAUAUAGGGAGGGAGAAUAACAUGCAGCAAGCGUCGGUCGUGCGGCAGAACCAGGAGCUAGCGCGGCAGAUGAGCCUCCUGAUGCGGACCCGGCCUCCGCCCAACCAGCUCAACGUGGACGUCUCGUUUCUGCACGACAACGCACCCUACAAUAUCGGUCUUGGAGCCCUGUUGGGCGCGAGUCCAUCUGUCCCGCCUCCAGUGUUGCCAUCACCAAUGUUGGAUUUACCGCUUUUGGCACCGUUCUACGCAAUGAGAAAUAUGAGGGGCGGCGCGUCGUCGUCGUCGCUGCUGCACGCGCGGCUGGAGGCGUGCUACGAGCAGUGGCGCCAGCUGGAGCGCGAGCGGAAGCGCACGGAGGCCCGCCUGGCGCUCGCCUACCCCGGCCGCGCCGUCUCCUCCUCCAACUCCAUCCCCGUGCCGCGCCUGCCGCCCUGCCCCACCAGGGUCGACAGGCUCACCGUCGACAUGCUCCGGGAGCACACCAAGGUGCUGACGCUUAUGGGCAAGAUGGAAACGUUAAGGGCGAGCGUUUGUGCGAAUCACAAGAAGAACAAACAGGACGACACAAAGAUAACGGUGUUGAAGAGGGGACAAGAGAACGUGGUCAGUGAGAAGCAGAAGGAGAAGGAGACCGGCUGCGACCCGGCCACUUUCGAUCCCUCCACUUGGAGAGACGAUAUCAAGAAUUUAGCUGAGAUCGCGCCGCACGGAGAGGUGGAGAGCGCCAUGGUGGCGUGGCGCAGCGCCGUGGGAGGCGUGCAGGCCGCGCGCCGCCGCGAGCUCGCCCAGCCGCAGCGCGCGCGACCCGACCCGAUCCUGCAGCUGGCGGAGGCGGUGAAGCAGCUGUGCGCGUGCGCGCGGCGGGCCCGCUGCGCCAUGUGGUGCGACCUCACGCUCACCGUGGCGCUGGCGCCGCACCACGCGCGGAGUGAAGCGUCUCAACCCGCCUCCCAACAAGCCUCACCAUCUAAACAAGCCCCUGACAUCUCCAACCCUCCGAGUGUCUCCACCCAGGCAGCUCCGAAGCAGUCCACUGAAGUCAAAGAGGGAACUCCGUCCGCCGUCGAACCAAAGCCGGAACCUAAGCCGGACGCGACCAAAGUUCCGAACAAACCAGCCGACAAGCAAGACAAGAGCCGGCGCGCCCAGUACCGCAAGGUCAACCGCGGCGACCUCUACGCCAAGAGCCAGCGGUACGACGCGAGGUUCGUGCCGAACAGACACCCGUACCACUACCUGGCCACCGGACCCAUUAAUUAAUCGAUAAUAUAAAACCGAUUUUCGAAACCGCUGCCUCUCGAUACGAAUGCGUACGAUAAACCUUACAAACUAAUUAAUCGAUAAUAUAAAAUCGAUUUCCGAAACCGCUGCAUCUCGAUACGAAUGCGUCCGAUAAACCUUACAACGAACACUCGAUUAUCGAUAGCACGCGUCCGUAUCGAUUAAUUAAAACGAUAACCGACGUCUCAAGUACGACGUAUCGGCGAUCGUUUUUUUAAAAUUCCAUUUC
Molecule: messenger RNA, 2569 nt
Organism: Bombyx mandarina (wild silkworm)
Lineage: Eukaryota; Metazoa; Arthropoda; Insecta; Lepidoptera; Bombycidae
Biological process (GO): meiotic cell cycle; female meiosis I; male meiosis I
Cellular component (GO): cytoplasm; nucleus
Source: RefSeq, a predicted model, not a curated record